Molecule: messenger RNA, 579 nt
Organism: Heterotrigona itama
Lineage: Eukaryota; Metazoa; Arthropoda; Insecta; Hymenoptera; Apidae
Source: the annotation of a GenBank genome assembly
AUGUCUGACACGUACAACUGCACGCUGGGACCACCGUGGGUGAACGUCACGCUUUCAAAGAUGUAUAAAAACGAGAAGAAAUUGCUGUACCCGGUGAAUGUCGGGCGUAACAUAGCCCGUGAAUCGGCGCCGACGUUCUACGUGUUUGCAAGCGAUAUCGAGCUGUAUCCGAACCCGGACUUGCCGGCGAAGUUCCUCGAGAUGAUCAGAAGGAGGGAUCAGCCCGCUCUCUACAAGCCUAAUCCAAAGGUUUUUGUAUUGUCUAUCUUCGAGGUGGACGAGAAGAGUCAACCGCCUAAUAACAAAACACAUUUGGCAAGUCAAGAUACAGUGCAGAUGCUGAAGGCCGGUACGGCGAUACCCUUUCACAAGAAAUUAUGCUCCGGCUGUCAUAACGUUCCUCGAAGCAAAGAGUGGCAGGAAGCACCGGAAACCGAGGAUCUUCACGUGUUUCACGUCGGCAAGAGGACAGGCAGUUUCGUUCACUGGGAGCCGAUCUUCAUCGGGACCAAUAAUGAUCCUCUGUACGACGAGAGGCUCAGCUGGGAAGGGAAAAGCGACAAAAUGACACAGGUGUGA